GGGGCAUAAUACAAACCAUUAAAGCUGCCUAAAAGAGCUGUUGCCCUCGUAGUUGAACUGCUUGCUCGUUGAAAAGGCCAAGUUGGAAGGGUCCAGUGCGAAGAGAUUGAUAUAUAACAGGUUUUACUACGGUGAUGAGCUCUGCUAGCAAGAAGAAGCUUCUGCUUAUGGUUAGUACUUCUAAUCUCAUUUCGACCAGUGAAAUGGUUGGUACUAAUACAGGGACUAGGGAAGAAGUGGCUCUGGUAAGUCGUCGAUGCGUUCCAUCAUCUUCUCGAACUUCUCAGCGUUCGACACUCGUCGUUUGGGUGCGACGAUUGACGUUGAGCACUCCCAUUUCCGAUUCCUGGGUAACAUGACUCUGAACUUAUGGGACUGUGGUGGACAGGACGUAUUCAUGGAGAACUACUUCACGAACCAGAAGGAUCACAUCUUCAAAAGGGUCGAGGUGCUGAUCCAUGUCUUUGACGUUGAGUCCAAGGAGGUUGGUAAGGACAUUGAAAUAUUCACCAAGUCUCUGAGCCAAUUGCGAGAGUUCAGUCCCGAUGCCAAAGUGUUUGUUCUAUUGCACAAGAUUGACCUUGUGCAAGUUGAAAGAAGAGAGGAGCUGUUUAAAAUCAUGAUGGCAAAGUUGCAAGACGUGAGUAACCCAUAUGGGUUCAGACUCACGGGCUUUGCUACGAGUAUUUGGGAUGAAAGUCUCUACAAGGCCUGGAGUUCCAUAGUUUGUACGUUGAUUCCAAAUAUGGGACAAUACGAGCUCAACUUGACAAAAUUACAGGAGAUUAUUGAGGCCCAGGAGAUUAUCCUCUUUGAAAAGACAACUUUCCUAGUGAUAUGCUCCAGUAACAACGGUAAGAGUGCCGGUCAGUUGACGAAUAAAGAAGGGUUGGACCCAAAGAGAUUCGAAAAGAUUUCAAAUAUAAUGAAGAACUUCAAACAGAGUGCAACAAAGCUGAAGUCUCAGUUCAAGACCCUCAACUUGAACGAUAACCUCUUUAUAGUGGAAUUAAGCUCCAACCUCAUGAUAUUCGUUGUUAUGACCCCACAGAAGUCUGCAAACGAUGCAGGACUCAUACAAGAGAACAUCAAAAGGGCACGAGUCCACUUCCAAUAGAUCUAAUUGACAUCACUACAUUAUCUAAAGUUUCAUCAAGUUUCAAAUUUGGGCCGA
Messenger RNA from Williopsis jadinii, 1174 nucleotides. RefSeq names its product Rag GTPase GTR1 (gene GTR1). The record is from RefSeq and is a predicted model, not a curated record. The transcript has a single exon. Gene Ontology annotation, cellular component: fungal-type vacuole membrane; nucleus; Gtr1-Gtr2 GTPase complex. Gene Ontology annotation, biological process: cellular response to amino acid stimulus; regulation of autophagy; positive regulation of TOR signaling. Bases 257 to 1117 code for a protein of 286 amino acids. NCBI's taxonomy places the organism in Eukaryota, Fungi, Ascomycota, Saccharomycetes, Phaffomycetales, Wickerhamomycetaceae. Gene Ontology annotation, molecular function: GTPase activity; GTP binding.